UCCCCUCCCAUCUAGGUGUGAUCCGUCCCAGUGAAACCCAGCAGGUUGAGUUUUUGUUUAAAUCAGAUGAGCCAGGUAUCAUCACUGAACUUUGGCAGCUCAACACUCAUCCUGUGCUGCUGCAAGGAGCCUCCAUGCGGGUCACGCUGAGGGGGGUUUCUCUGUACCAAGACAAAACUGCAGACCAGAGGCUUUACAUAGCGACAAAACUGGAAAAGAUCGUGUCAGUAAAAAUAUGUCGAUCGAUCGUGUAUGAGGUGCUGCAGGCGUUGCACACCCCAGAAAGACCCAGCUCCCCCCCAGAGCUCUACAUCACUAAAGAGCAACAGUUUCUGCGCAAAAACCCCCAGUUGCAGUAUCUUGAUCAGCCAGUGGAGGAACUAAAGAGUCUGUGGCAAGAAGUGAAUCGAGGACACCCCUGGGACUUCUCUGUUGAUACGCUCCGACAGGUUCUGUUGUCGCUGCCUGAUGAAGAGCCAACUCAAGACUCUCUUAGCAAAGAAGAGAAGCUGGCUCAGCUCAACUCUGCGUUUCUGCAGCUUUCUGAACCUACUGAUCUGAAACACAACCAUCUAACAGCUGCCACUAUAGGGCAGCAGCUGUGGGUGAAACUGCUGGAUGAGAUGACUGGGGAGGCGCACUGGCUCAGGAGCCUGCUAGGCCUCCCAGAGAGAGAAAUGUGUGUUAUAAAAGACGAUGAAUCCAUAGUAUCUGAUGCUGAUUUGGCUGAUAGCAAAUCCAAAAAUGAGAAAAAGGAAGGACUAGUGGCUGAAGUGGAGAAUAAUGGGGGGAGAUCCACACCUAAAGAUGACAACAAAAGAGAGUCCAAGUCACCAGCACUAACUGAAAAAUCAGCCAAGGGAAAAAGACGGGAUGAAGUAGAGAAGGCCUCUCGGGGAAAGCUAGGGAAGAAGUCUUCCUCGCUGACUGACACCCAACCACAGAGAAUCAUUCAACAACCACCUGAUGCCCAAAGUGAAGAUCCAGAAGUGAUGCUCAUUUACACAAGACUUCUGCACAAAAAGGUUUAUGCUCUGAUGGAGGAUCUAGUGGACAACCUGUGUGACCUGAUGGAUGAGCUCAGUGUGGGAGAUGAACAACACAAAUGAGUCAGGCACAUAUAACGCAAUAAAACUUGUCAAAUUGGA
This is a messenger RNA of Amphiprion ocellaris (clown anemonefish), 1148 nucleotides long. Its product is annotated as mycbp associated protein. The record is from RefSeq and is a predicted model, not a curated record. The transcript is spliced from 8 exons. Bases 135 to 1109 code for a protein of 324 amino acids. Lineage: Eukaryota; Metazoa; Chordata; Actinopteri; Pomacentridae.